GGAGUGGUCUUCCGGCCGCACCGCCUCCUGGGGGCGAGGAGGGGCGGGGCCGCGGCGUGCCUCGCGGCCGAGCCAGCGAGUCGCCCUUGGCGGAGCUUUCCCUCUCUUCAGCCCAGGCCCGGCGCGGAAGUGGCUCCCGCCGCGUCCUGCUCUGGGGCUGCAACGGCCGCCACGGUGGCCGCCACGGCGUCCCGCCCCGCUUCGGCGGCGCUGGGCGCGGUGGUGUCGGCGGGUCCCGAGUCCGCGACGGGCCAGGGCCAGGCAGCGCCCGGCGCGUCUGCAUGGGGCGCGCUGUUCCGCCACGUCCGCUACGAAAGCCUGGUGGCCGGCGUGAGCGGCGGCGUCCUCUCCAACCUGGCGCUGCACCCGCUGGACCUCGUGAAGAUUCGCUUUGCCGUGAGCGACGGAUUGGAACUGAGACCGAAAUAUAAAGGGAUUCUGCACUGCUUGGCUACCAUUUGGAAACUCGAUGGACUGCGGGGACUUUACCAAGGAGUCACCCCAAAUGUGUGGGGCGCAGGGCUGUCCUGGGGACUCUACUUUCUCUUUUACAAUGCCAUUAAGUCGUACAAGACUGAAGGGAGAGGUGAACGGUUAGAGGCCACAGAAUACCUCAUCUCUGCUGCUGAAGCUGGUAAGGCAGCGUGUGAACCAUGCCACCUUCCCAACUUGACUUCCAUCUAUAUUGUUUUCAACACCAGACAUCAAGUAUGCUUAUCUAAUUAUGUUAGUGACCACCGACAGUAUAAAGGAAUGUUUAAUACUCUUGUGAAAAUAUAUAAGUGUGAAGGUGUGCGUGGAUUGUAUAAGGGCUUUGUGCCUGGGCUAUUCGGAACAUCCCACGGCGCCCUGCAGUUCAUGGCAUACGAGUUGUUAAAGCUGAAGUACAACCAGCACCUCGAGCGACUGCCAGAAGCCCAGUUGAGCACAGCCGAAUACAUAUCUGUCGCAGCACUUUCCAAAAUAUUUGCAGUGGCAGCCACGUACCCAUACCAGGUGGUGAGGGCCCGUCUCCAGGACCAGCACAUGUCCUACAGUGGGGUAGGGGACGUGAUCACCAGGACAUGGAGAAAAGAAGGCAUCAGUGGAUUUUACAAAGGAAUCGCUCCCAAUUUGAUCAGAGUGACUCCAGCCUGCUGUAUUACCUUUGUGGUCUAUGAAAAUGUCUCCCAUUUCCUACUUGAUCUUCGAGAAAAGAAAGUCAGCUAAAAGAGGAAAACUCCAGAACCUCUGCCCAAGGCAGUAACAGGCUCCUUCAAGACAAAACUUAAGACUAGUGCUGCACAGCCCCGUGACUCAUAAUCGGAAUUGGUCUGUGGGGUUAGAAGCCAGGAACUGCUGGGCCUUUGCCAGAGGUUCUGCCUUCUGCACCUGUGUGGGCUCGGCUGCCUCUGCUGACGGCUUCCUGCCACAUGAUGCCAAGCCAGCAGCAAAGCUGUUUCUCCUGCAUCAUUCAAGCAGAAACUGCCUUGCACCCCUUCUAAGCUGUUUAGAGGAACCUGCUGCUUUUCCUGACCUAUUGCCUGGAUUGCCUUUAAAAUUGACCUUCAUGCACUAGCAAGCGAGUGGUUUUGUGGGAGCGUGCUGGUGCCCCCAGGGUGAUAACCCAUAGAGUGAGGCACCACCCAGA
Messenger RNA from Octodon degus (degu), 1630 nucleotides. It is a transcript of the gene Slc25a32, whose product is annotated as solute carrier family 25 member 32. Gene Ontology annotation, molecular function: FAD transmembrane transporter activity; folic acid transmembrane transporter activity. Gene Ontology annotation, biological process: folate import into mitochondrion; nucleotide transport. The annotation marks the transcript as partial. Lineage: Eukaryota; Metazoa; Chordata; Mammalia; Rodentia; Octodontidae. The transcript is spliced from 7 exons. The record is from RefSeq and is a predicted model, not a curated record. Gene Ontology annotation, cellular component: mitochondrion.